Molecule: messenger RNA, 711 nt
Organism: Penicillium coprophilum
Lineage: Eukaryota; Fungi; Ascomycota; Eurotiomycetes; Eurotiales; Aspergillaceae
Product: Haloacid dehalogenase type II
Exons: 1
Coding region: 1-711 (236 amino acids)
Molecular function (GO): hydrolase activity, acting on halide bonds, in C-halide compounds
Source: RefSeq, a predicted model, not a curated record
AUGUCUCAGCCAAAAAUCAAAGCAGUCUUCUUCGACUUUAUGGGGACAUGCCUUGACUGGCACAGCAGCGUAGUGCAAGCACUACCCAGCGCCAUCCCCAAAGAUGAAGCCUCAAAGUUCGCCCUGGAAUGGCGUAGGCAAUAUUUCUUAGAGAACAGCAAACGAGUUAGCGAAAACCUCCACCCAGAAGACAUUGAUAUCACCCUUGCCCGCACCCUGGAAGCACUCCUCGACAAAUCACCCGACCACAAAGCGCACUUCGACACCGAGACGAAUGAGAAAAUAAUCCAAGCUUGGCAUUCGCAGAAAGCAUGGCCUGAAGUCUCCGAUGCAAUCAAGAGUCUUCGACAAGACCUCGGUCUGGAAGUCUUUGUUCAUGCAAAUGGCACGACACGGCUCCAGUUGGACUUGACUCGGUCUUCGGGGUUGGAUUUCAACAUGCUUUUUUCCAGUCAGCUAUUGGGUGCUUACAAACCUCGUCCGGAGGCUUAUCAGAAGGGAUUGGAGCUUGUGAAACUUCGGCCGGAGGAGGUUGUUUUGGUUGCGGCGCAUGCAUAUGAUCUGCGGGGGGCGCAGAAGUGUGGAUUGAGGACUAUUUAUGUUCAUCGGUGGACUGAUGAUGUUGAUGAAGAUAUGGAGGUGGUCAAAAGUGAAGUUGAUGUGUUUUUGGAGAAUAUGGAUGAUUUGGCUGGUGCUAUUCGGGGAUUAUGA